AUGGGGCCCCCUGUUGGACCCCAGGCGCCGCGCGAGCCGGGGUUACCUGCCGACGAAGAGAUCGCCAACUUCAACCUGACUGAGGUAUACGCAGCCCUGUCGAAGAUCGAGAGCACCGAUCAAUACAUUGUGGCGUGGGAAGCCGCAGCCGGCAAAGGCCCCGCGGCGAAUAUGCGCCACCGCGAAGGCCGGCGACUGCGGUACAAGCUGGACGACAAACGCAAGGUGCUGCGCGCGGCCGCCAACGAACUGUCGAGGGACCAGAUCCGCCGGCUCACCAUCCUCGAGAUGCCCGCCGAGGUGCUGCUCAAGGCCUUCGAGUACUUCCGUCAUCCCGGCGUGGAACCAGGCCUGGUCGGGUGGUCGUGGCCGGAGCUCAACACCAACGAGCACUCGUACCAGCGCGAGCGGCAGAACCUCUGCGACGCGCGGCUGGUCUGUCGGGCGUUCGAAGCGUGUGCCUCGCCCAUCCUAUUCUCCUUUGCCGCGGUGAGUCUGUCCCAGGCAUCCCUCGACCGGUUCGUCGCCCUCUCCCGCUGUCCCGGCCUGGCGCGCGCGCUUGCCGCCGACUUCAACCGGUUCUAUGGACAUCGCUCGAGGCUCGAACCAUACUCUCACGUGGCUGGGAUGACAAUGCCCGAGCAUCGCGCCGCGUUCCACCGGGCCCAUGAAGGGUAUCGCCGCGCGCACGAGGAACAACACCAGCUGAUCGCCAGCGGUGACUUUGUGAGAACGGUGGCCGAAUCGGUGGAGAGAAUGCCCAACGUCAUCACGAUGGGGGUGACGGAUCGCGAGAAUACCAUCAUGGAUUACGCACGCUACGUGGAGUAUGAGAAGGAAGGCCAGCCUGAGCCCGCCCACCUGCACACGCGCCUCCUCGACCCUCUGCCCUGGAGACACACCGAGCACCCCCCUGCCAGAGUCCUCUUCGAGCUCCCCGUCGCCGUCCACGCCACAGGCUGUGCCCUGCAGCACGUCUCCCUCGACUCGCUGCGACUCGUAGACGCAUUUCCGUCGACGACGGGCCCCAACCUGGGCACCCCGGAUUCCUUCUCCCAGCUAAGCGCCGCCUGCCAGGACCUCCGCAGCGUCAGCACCGGCGAUCCGAACGAGUGGUGGGCGGGCAGCCGCCGGGAGAUUCUGACCUUCGACCGGACGGCGGCGACCAAGUACCUCCACGCGCUGCUGUCCAGCCGGCAUGUCGAGCGCGUGCAGAUCGCUCUGCGGCCGAUGCUGGGUCCGGAUUCCCAAUCUUUCGCCCACGAGUUUGACGUCGGCCCGCUGGUCCGCCGCGUGCAGUGGCCGUGUCUCCGCGAGCUGUCCCUGAUGUGUGUGGUGAUGGAGGAGGAAGACCUGCGGGAGUUGCUCGUGCACCUGGAAAACUCCUCCCUGCAGCGAAUCAGCCUGGCCUACGUGCACUUCCGCGCCGGCAGCUGGCCCGAUAUCCUCGACACCUGGCGUGAGGCCGUUCGCGAGAAUCGUUACCGCCACCCGCUCCGAGUCACGUUCAACUCCCCGUCCGAGCGUGAGAAAAGCUACGACUUCGCGUUGACCUGGCAGCGGGCGGCCAUGUAUGUCGUGGGGGCGGACGGCGUGUUCAGUAACCCUUUUCGACUCCGUAAUGCAUGGACGAAGAUUGAUAAUGCAGAGGAUAGUGGGUAG
This is a messenger RNA of Aspergillus aculeatus ATCC 16872, 1662 nucleotides long. RefSeq lists its product as uncharacterized. Lineage: Eukaryota; Fungi; Ascomycota; Eurotiomycetes; Eurotiales; Aspergillaceae. The transcript is spliced from 2 exons. The record is from RefSeq and is a predicted model, not a curated record. Bases 1 to 1662 code for a protein of 553 amino acids.